GUACUGCAACUCCUUCAGACAGGCUGCUGUGGACUAACAUUUUUGGCUCGUAUCAUGAAGUUGGGAUAAGUCUGGGCGUCGAAUACGUCUGGUUUGCUUAUUUUAUUUGAUAAUUACAGUGUUUGUAAAGCGUUUUUAGACUGUGCCUGUUUCAUUUAGCGGCGGGUCGUAGACUUUUGUCAGUUUUUCUCUGAAAUCUCGAACCACGUACACAGAGGGUCAGCAUGGCCCAGUGGAACCAGUUGCAGCAGCUGGAGACGCGCUACCUGGAGCAGCUGUACCAUCUGUACAGUGACAGCUUCCCCAUGGAGCUCCGCCAGUUUCUAGCCCCCUGGAUCGAAAGCCAAGACUGGGCAUAUGCAGCCAAUAAGGAGUCCCACGCCACGCUGGUGUUUCAUAACCUGCUGGGAGAGAUCGAUCAGCAGUACAGCCGAUUCCUGCAGGAGAACAAUGUUUUGUACCAGCACAACCUGAGACGCAUCAAACAGCACCUGCAGAGCAAGUACCUGGAGAAGCCCAUGGAGAUUGCCCGCAUUGUAGCCCGCUGUUUGUGGGAAGAGCAGAGACUGCUACAGACUGCCACCACUGCUCAGCAAGAUGGCCAGGCCGCCCACCCAACUGGAACAGUGGUGACAGAGAAACAGCAGAUCCUGGAGCACAACCUGCAGGACAUUAGGAAGAGAGUCCAGGAUAUGGAGCAAAAGAUGAAGAUGUUAGAGAACUUACAGGAUGACUUUGACUUCAACUAUAAGACCCUGAAGAGUGCUGGAGAGCUGUCCCAGGACCUGAAUGGGAACAGCCAGGCUGCAGCCACCAGACAGAAGAUGGCUCAGCUGGAGCAGAUGCUGUGUGCCCUUGAUCAGCUCAGGAGGCAAAUUGUGACUGAGAUGGCAGGGCUGCUGCAGGCCAUGGACUUUGUCCAGAAAAAUCUGACUGAUGAGGAACUGGCUGACUGGAAGAGGAGACAGCAGAUAGCCUGCAUUGGAGGACCCCCAAACAUCUGCCUGGACCGGCUAGAGACAUGGAUCACUUCACUGGCUGAGUCUCAACUUCAGAUCAGGCAGCAAAUAAAGAAGCUGGAGGAGCUUCAGCAGAAGGUGUCAUAUAAAGGGGACCCCAUUGUUCAGCACCGCCCUGCCCUGGAGGAAAAAAUCGUAGACCUGUUCCGCAACCUCAUGAAGAGUGCGUUUGUGGUUGAGAGACAGCCGUGCAUGCCUAUGCAUCCAGACAGGCCUCUAGUCAUCAAGACAGGAGUUCAGUUCACCAACAAAGUUCGGCUACUGGUGAAAUUCCCAGAACUGAACUACCAGCUGAAAAUCAAAGUUUGCAUUGACAAGGAGUCUGGGGAUGUGGCAGCCAUUCGAGGGUCCCGUAAGUUCAACAUCCUGGGCACUAACACUAAGGUGAUGAACAUGGAGGAGUCCAAUAACGGCAGCCUUUCUGCUGAGUUCAAACACCUGACUCUACGAGAACAGAGGUGCGGCAAUGGUGGCCGGACCAACAGUGAUGCUUCUCUGAUUGUGACUGAAGAGCUUCACCUCAUCACCUUUGAGACAGAGGUUUACCACCAGGGUCUCAAGAUCGACCUUGAGACACACUCUCUCCCUGUUGUAGUCAUUUCUAAUAUCUGUCAGAUGCCAAAUGCAUGGGCGUCCAUUUUGUGGUACAACAUGCUGACCAACCAUCCCAAGAAUGUAAAUUUUUUCACAAAGCCUCCUGUGGCAACGUGGGAUCAAGUGGCUGAGGUGCUGAGUUGGCAGUUUUCUUCUACAACCAAGAGAGGCCUGACUAUUGAGCAACUUAACACACUCGCUGAGAAACUGCUUGGUCCUUGUGUCAACUACUCUGGUUGCCAGAUCACCUGGGCCAAGUUUUGCAAAGAAAACAUGGCUGGAAAAGGUUUUUCAUUCUGGGUAUGGCUGGACAAUAUCAUCGACCUGGUGAAGAAGUAUAUUCUGGCUCUGUGGAAUGAGGGGUAUAUCAUGGGCUUCAUCAGUAAGGAGAGAGAGAGGGCUAUCCUGAGCCCAAAACCUCCAGGGACUUUUCUGCUACGCUUCAGUGAAAGCAGUAAGGAGGGAGGCAUCACAUUUACCUGGGUGGAGAAAGACAUCAGUGGUAAGACACAGAUCCAGUCAGUGGAGCCGUACACUAAGCAGCAGCUGAACAGUAUGUCGUUCGCUGAGAUCAUCAUGGGCUAUAAGAUCAUGGAUGCCACCAACAUCCUGGUCUCACCACUGGUCUACCUUUUCCCUGAGAUCCCUAAAGAGGAGGCCUUUGGCAAGUACUGCCGGCCCGAGGCCCAGCCUGACGCUGACUUCCAAGAGCCUGGAUGUGCCAUUCAGCCAUACCUGAAGACCAAGUUUAUCUGCGUCACCCCGUGUCCUUCCGUCUUCAUGGACUUCCCGGACAGUGAACUGCUGGGGAACGGCUUCCCUGGGACUAAUUCGGGCAACACAAGUGAUCUGUUCCCCAUGUCUCCUCGCACUCUCGACUCGUUGAUGCACAAUGAGGCGGCAGAGGCCAACCCUGGACCUCUAGAAUCCCUCACGCUGGACAUGGAACUGAGCUCGGACGUGGCUUCACCAAUGUGAGAUCGACAACCACAGAUAUGCCCAGCCCUCUGAUUUAGCUUUUCACUUCUAGAUAUUUCUGCCAUUUGCAGUCAUAUUCAUUUUCAUGUACAUAAUACCAUGUUUAGAGAAGUGCACUUCCUUUUACUGUCAUUUUGACCUUGAUUCUUUUGCAUAGCCGAUAAUGUAGUUGUUACCUGUGGUGAAGUCUUGCUAACAGUUUUGAAAGUUAUUCAGUUGAAUUGCAUUGCUCAUAUAUGAAUUACCACUUAUAUAGCAAGCUAAACUAAGCAAUUCUCAGUAAACGAAUAAUUCCAGGGAGGAUGCAAGGUAUCUGCACAGUCAUCUUUCAAGAAAACUGAGAAUUUUAUGAUCAGCUACAUUUUCAUAGACAUUUGACGUCAUAAAGUCUGUUGGCUCCUUAGAACCUACAUAAUGCUUCUUGUUUUAGCAUCUUGCAGCCUACCUAUAAUGAAAAUAAUGGAAUAUGUGCUUUUUUCUUUUUUUAAGUUUACUCUUCUUUGUGGUUGGCCUGGGAAAGUUGAGAAAUAUAUUGGUUUAUUUUUAAAGACUGUAAAACGUAAGUCCACGUUGGCCAUGUGAAAUAGGUUUUUUUUGCUGUGUAAGCUAGCUAUGAACGUGCUAUAAGAAGAGUGUAAAAGUUAUAAGAAGAGGGAAAAGUGAUGCCACUUGAGCUUUUGUAUUAUAUUCUUUAGCUUUAUAUCCGUUUGUCUGCUUCUCUGUUUGUCUGUCUGUUUACUCUAUACAAAUAUGGCUUGUGUUGUUUUAUGUCCACAGACCUUUGUCUUAGAAGCAGCCCUCGGAUCAGAUCUACACAGGAAAACGUAAUGCACUGAAUAUACUUUAUUCACAUGUGGACAUCGUUUCCCCGAUUCCAUUACAUCAAAACAACUGUUGCCAAGUCAAAAUUUUAUAUUUGUGUGAAAUUUAUACACCCAUGUGAACCCGUUCAAAUUCAUUGCAUUACUUUAUCAGUGUAGUGCUCAGUGUAUAUUGGGUAACAGCAGAAAUGGAACUGAAUGCCUGUUUAGGUUUAGAUGCAGAUUUCAAUUCAUUUCUUUCAGAGCUUUAACUCAGGCUAUUGCUGAUUUAUCAGGUGUUGAUUCACAUACACUCAGUGUUGCAGUUGUUGAGACUUGCAUUAUAUAAUUGGAAAUGGGUUUAGAAAGUGUUCUGUUCCAUGUAUUUUAGGUAUUUUUCCAGCAUGCCUAGAACAUGAGCCUCAGAAAGACCUAGCAAGGGGAAAAACUCAAUUACUAGAUUUCAUCCACUGUUAAAUGUCAUUUCUCACAAAUUAAUCUCAGCUGCUUUUCAUGUGAUGAAAUGGCGCCAGUAAUUUGUCCAUCUCAGUCUAUCUGCCUGCCUUUAGCAACCACGGCAGCCAUUCUGCAGUAAAGGUUACUCAAAGGAAUGUAAGAGGAAAAAAAAGGGGAAUAAUAAGAUGAAUAGAAUGAGUGUCCCAGCGUUGCAGAUAGCGUGCUGACCUUUGUGUCCAGUCUUUGACCACACAUAAAGAUGUUCCUCCCCUUGAUGUUUGCAGUAAUGGAAUUUUUUUUGUAUUUUGCGCUCCUCGUCCCUAGUGAAACAUGAAGGCAGUAUAUAAUAUUCACUCGUAUUACAUUUUGUUCAUGUUUCAAAAUUAUUUCAGCUUGCCUUUAAGUUCUGAUUUCCAUUUGCUUUCUGGAUGAUUGAACAUAUGUAUAAUCAUUUCUUUUUUUUUUUUUUUUCUUUUUCUUUUUUUUUUUUUGUUUUCAUCACACAUCUGUACUAGUUGUCUUUUUUAUUUAAACAUGUUCUACUGUAGUUUAUCUGCCUUGGUAAAAUCUUUUCUCUGGACUUCAUUACCCAUCACUGCCCACAUUCUCCAAUGCAGCAUCAUGGUCAUUGUAGUUCAUGUGUUGUAAAUUUCACUCUCGCCAAGCUCUCUGUACAGUAGCUACAUCCUUCAUUAAUUUUAAUUAAAUAAGGAAUACUCCAUGUAA
This is a messenger RNA of Pygocentrus nattereri (red-bellied piranha), 4573 nucleotides long. RefSeq names its product signal transducer and activator of transcription 3 (acute-phase response factor) (gene stat3). The transcript has 24 exons. Bases 225 to 2591 code for a protein of 788 amino acids. The record is from RefSeq and is a predicted model, not a curated record. Gene Ontology annotation, biological process: cell surface receptor signaling pathway via JAK-STAT; response to peptide hormone; growth hormone receptor signaling pathway via JAK-STAT. Gene Ontology annotation, molecular function: DNA-binding transcription factor activity, RNA polymerase II-specific; RNA polymerase II cis-regulatory region sequence-specific DNA binding. NCBI's taxonomy places the organism in Eukaryota, Metazoa, Chordata, Actinopteri, Characiformes, Serrasalmidae.